AUGACCACCACUACACAUUCGGUUCACGUUGCCAAUCUCGCAGAAACCACGACAGAGAAGAAUCUAUCUGAUUUCUUCACUAAAUUGCUCCAUUUGCUCCCGGUUUCUGAUAUUGAUCACGGAUCGCCGCCUGACAACUUUAGGAUUACGUCGAUUGACUUUGACUCCAAGGCACAUGCGGCUACAGUCCAUUUUGAAAGUCCAAAUGCCGCUAAAACCGCUUUAAUGCUAAACGGCGGUACCCUGGACGGCUCUACUAUCUCCGUUACGUCUGACGUUGAGUACGAGGACCUUCCCCACCAAGAACAUCAUGACGAAACGACGCCCAUCCAACAAACUGACAAGCCACGUGCGGCGAUCGCCGCGGAGUACCUUGCCAAGGGGUACACACUCUCCGAUAAUAUUCUCCAAAAGGCAAUCGACUUGGAUCAGAAACAGGGAAUUUCGCAGAGGUUCCUGAAUUAUCUCCGUUCGUUUGAUCGGACAUUGGGAGAAAAGCUCUUUGGCCAUAAAGAGACUCCUGCUGGAGAACAGGAGAAGGGAACCGCCGGUGAGACAUCAGAGACAGGUGCAGCCGCAGGGAUCGCACGCCAUCCUACUGUCAGUGGCAAAGCACAGGAGACGGUGGCGGGGAUUCGAGAUCGAGCGAAAGCAAUGGAUGAAGAGAAGGGGUACUCGAAACAAGCGUCAAGUUACUACGAGAGGGCAAUCAACUCCCCAUUGGGACAGAAAGUGUUUGCGUUUUACUCGAGCACUUCGAAACAAGUGCUAGAUAUUCACGAAGAGGCGAAGCGAAUUGCUGCAGAGACCAAGCAAACCGCAACUCCUGAGUCUCCCGGGAAGGCACACCCUCUUGGUGCCAUCCUCAUUGGCACAUUUCUCAACGUCUGGCUGUACGGAAUACUAGUCACCCAAGUCACUCUGUACUACAGUGUAUAUAAACGCGAUGCGACUUGGAUUAAGUUGCUAGUUGCCUGGAUCAUGCUGCUCGACACGCUGAAUUCCAUCUUCGAUAUGGGAUUUGUCUACCGUUAUAGCAUCACAUUAUUCGGCGACUUCCCCGCUCAGCUGCAUUCUCACUGGUUUUUCCAUAUGGUGCAACCCGCUAUCUACACAGCGCCCUUGAUGACGGUCACCAUCGCCGCGACAACACAGGGAUUCUUCGCCUGGCGCAUCAAUCGCCUUACUGGCUCUAAAUGGGUUAGCUGGGCGAUCGCACUAGUCCUCCUCGUACAAUUCGCGGCGGGAGCUGCAACAACUGUCGGAGCAUGGCAGGUUAUAGAUUUCACUAGAUUUGGCGAGCUGAAAGCGCAAAUAUCGUUAUGGCUAGUGACAUCUGCAAUAGCGGAUGUUAUGAUCACCAUCGUUCUGACUUGGUAUUUACACACCCAUCGAACUGGAUUCUCUAAGACAGAAGAUCUUAUCGCUCGGUUGAUCAGGCUCACCGUACAAACCGGAUUAAUCACGACACUAUGGGCGUUGGUUGACCUAAUUAUGUACCUGGCCGUAGUGACCAAACCCAUUACACCUCUUAUUCAAUCUUCCACUGCCAACUCGCUCUUGUCAACUCUCAAUGCACGUGGUGGCUGGGGGGAUGACAGCAUGCAAGGCAGCAAGAACACGACCGGAGGCAUUUCAAUCCCGAUGUCUAUCAAAAUGCCGCGAAGUCACGAGCAUCAGGCGGAAGUUCCUCGCGAACUUGAAGUCUCACGAACAGUGGAGUAUGAGGAGGGGAGUUUUGAAAUGGAGGACUCCUCCAAAUCUCAAGUACGGGGGUUGAAAGAUAUUGAACAAGGUGGCUAUUCCGUGCAUGAAAUCAAGCAUGGAGGGGACCGACCUCUUAGCUCAGAUGUCGAGCAUAAGUUCUAA
Molecule: messenger RNA, 1869 nt
Organism: Rhizoctonia solani
Lineage: Eukaryota; Fungi; Basidiomycota; Agaricomycetes; Cantharellales; Ceratobasidiaceae
Exons: 21
Coding region: 1-1869 (622 amino acids)
Molecular function (GO): RNA binding
Source: RefSeq, a predicted model, not a curated record